Molecule: messenger RNA, 1737 nt
Organism: Aspergillus homomorphus CBS 101889
Lineage: Eukaryota; Fungi; Ascomycota; Eurotiomycetes; Eurotiales; Aspergillaceae
Product: cytochrome P450
Exons: 5
Coding region: 169-1737 (522 amino acids)
Molecular function (GO): iron ion binding; heme binding; monooxygenase activity
Source: RefSeq, a predicted model, not a curated record
AGGCUGUCGGUCCCCCUUGCGUCGAUAUGAGCGAUGUUCAACGGCACCGCUCUGUUGUUGAAGGGCCAUCUUUGAAACCUAUAGCCAGACGACUUGCUGAUAGCCGAGUGGAUUGCUCCUCAGUCGCCAUCGACAUUGCGCGACCUUAGGCCAGGACGACUCGCCAUCAUGAUUUCCGCUUUACUCACAGCGAUACGAGACGUGGGAAAGUGCACAACGGUCGUCGUCACAUCAACUUUGCUUAUUAUCGCUUUUAUCAUCACUCUCUCCCACUCACCAAAUUCCCGAUUACCGCUAGUAAACAGCCCGAAGCGCUGGGAAAUUUCCUUCACCAACGCGAAGAAGCGGUACUAUUCAAAUGCGAAGGAGAUUAUACAAGCUGGAUUCGAGAAGUCCAAAGAUGGGUUCUAUGCUGUCACUGAGAACGGGAUCGAGCUGAUUCUCGCCCCCAAAUAUGCUCACACUAUACGGAACGACAAAAGAUUUGACUUCCAUGCCUACAGGGUUCAUACAAUGCUGCCCAAUGUCGCCGGGCUGAAGGUCUUUGAAAUGGACCAAGUGGGCAAAGAGAUUAUGAGCUACAUCAUCCGUCAGAAACUGACGCAUCAAUUGGUCGAUUUGAUCGAGCCGCUUUCUGAAGAGGCAAGUGAUGCCUUGCAGCGCAGCUGGACAGAUAAUCCAGAUUGGCACGAAAUCAACGUCAAGUCCGCCCUUCUGGAAGUGAUCUCUCAACAAUCUGCCCGCGUCUUCCUUGGCCGCAGCUUUGCACACAACCCAACCUGGCUCGCCUUAUCACGCAGCAUCACCCUUCACGCGUUCAGCGCCGUGCGAGACCUUCGCGUCUACCCAUCCCUCCUCCGGCCGCUGGUUGGUUGGUUUCUCCCCGCUUGUAAAGUGCUUCGUGGGGAGAUAGCCAAAGCUCGAACGCUCAUUGAACCCACUGUUCUCGCGCGACAAUUGGAGAAAGCGCGAUGCGUAGCCGAGGGGCUCGAACCCCCGGUAUACUUGGAUACGAUUGCCUGGGCAGAAGAGUGUGCACGCGGGCGCCCAUACGAUCCGGCGGUCGUCCAACUCACCCUGGCUCUCUCGGCCAUGCAUAAUACCUCGGAUUUUCUCACGCAGGUCAUCUACGAUAUCGUGGCGAGACCGGGGCUGAUAGAGGAACUGAGAAAGGAAAUUAUUGACGUCCGAGAGAAUGGAGGGGGAAGAGAGUUAUGGAAUAAGGGGGCGGUGCACCAGCUAAGGUUGAUGGACAGUGUCAUGAAAGAGAGUCAGCGUCUGAAGCCGACAGGACUAGUAAACAUGCGGCGCUAUGCGACCGAGAAGAUGCGCCUCUCUUCGUCUGAUGGUGGAGGAGACAAGGACGGCAUUCCGAUCAAGAAAGGGGAUUUGGUAAUGAUCUCGCAACACAACCACUGGGACGAGGAGAUUUACGCGAACGCGGCGUCUUUUGAUCCUUAUCGAUACUACCAGCUGCGUAAGACGACCACCCAAGAGCAUGCGGCGCAUUUUGUGGCGACAAGCGUCAACCAUAUCGGAUUUGGGCAUGGAGUGCAUGGCUGCCCUGGCCGGUUCUUCGCCGCUGCCGAGACUAAGCUUGCGCUUUGUCACAUUCUUAUGAAGUACGAGCUCAAACUUGUGGAUUCGCCCAAGGUUUUCACUGUUGGCUCCAUUACGAGUGCAGACCCGGUUGCUAGGAUCGCUGUGAGACGGAGAAAGGAAGAGGUGCAGCUGUAA